Messenger RNA from Onychomys torridus (southern grasshopper mouse), 3265 nucleotides. It is a transcript of the gene Gorasp1, whose product is annotated as golgi reassembly stacking protein 1. Lineage: Eukaryota; Metazoa; Chordata; Mammalia; Rodentia; Cricetidae. Gene Ontology annotation, molecular function: protein binding. The transcript is spliced from 9 exons. The coding region runs from base 46 to 1359 and encodes 437 amino acids. The record is from RefSeq and is a predicted model, not a curated record. Gene Ontology annotation, cellular component: Golgi apparatus. Gene Ontology annotation, biological process: Golgi organization.
CUGGCCCCACGUGACUAAGCCACGCAGCGGAGGGAGAGGGCGGCCAUGGGGCUGGGGGCGAGCACCCAGCAGCCGGCGGGCGGCGAGGGCUUCCACCUGCACGGGGUGCAGGAGAACUCGCCGGCCCAGCAGGCAGGCCUGGAGCCUUACUUUGACUUCAUCAUCACCAUCGGGCACUCGAGGCUGAACAAGGAGAAUGACACGCUAAAGGCGCUGCUGAAGGCCAAUGUGGAGAAGCCAGUGAAGCUGGAAGUAUUCAACAUGAAGACCAUGAAGGUUCGAGAGGUGGAGGUGGUGCCCAGCAACAUGUGGGGUGGCCAGGGCCUGCUGGGAGCCAGCGUGCGUUUCUGCAGCUUCCGCAGGGCCAGUGAGCACGUGUGGCAUGUACUGGACGUGGAACCCUCUUCGCCUGCUGCCUUGGCUGGCCUGUGCCCCUACACAGACUAUGUAGUUGGCUCUGACCAGAUUCUCCAGGAGUCUGAAGACUUCUUUACACUCAUUGAGUCCCAUGAGGGGAAGCCCCUGAAGCUGAUGGUGUAUAAUUCUGAGUCCGACUCCUGCCGGGAGGUGACUGUGACUCCCAAUGCAGCCUGGGGUGGAGAGGGCAGUCUGGGGUGUGGUAUUGGUUAUGGGUAUCUACAUCGGAUCCCAACGCAGCCCUCCAGCCACUACAGGAAGCCAGUUGGGGCCUCACCAACUGGCACUCCACCAGCUAAUACUCCACAAUUUAAUGCACUGCCUCUUGGGGCCCCACCACCUUGGCCCAUCCUUCAGGACUCUUCUGGCCCCGAGUUGGGUGACAGGCACAGUGUCAUGGAGGCCCUGCCACAGGUGUCUGGUGGCUUCAUGGAAGGACAGCUCCCUGGGCCUGGGUGUCCUAGCCAUGGUGCUGCCGACCGUGAGGGAUGCCCGUGUUCCGUGGAGAUCCCUCUUCAGCCUCCACCUCCAGUGCAGCGGGUCAUGGAUCCAGGCUUCCUGGAUGUGUCAAGUAUGUCUGUCCUGGACAGCAGCAAUACCAGUGUGUGCCCUAGCCUGCCACCUUCCACAGUGCUCACCUCCACAGCAGUCUCAGCCUCAGGACCAGAGGAAAUUGGUUCCAGCAGCAGUUCUCAUGAGCGGGGUGGUGAAGCCACGUGGUCAGGGUCAGAAUUUGAGGUCUCCUUCCCUGACAGUCCGGGUGCCCAGGCAGACCACCUGCCCCAGCUGACUCUCCCUGAUGGCCUCACCUCUGCAUCCUCACCAGAAGAUGGGCUAUCUGCAGAGCUGCUGGAAGCACAGACUGAGGAUCCAGCAGACACAGAGACUGAGGGGCCAGGCAGCCAAACUCCGGUCACCCCGGAACCACAGCCUGGGCUGUGAGGAGGCUCCUGGCGGCCUUUGGUGUUGCUUAGCUUAUGUCUGUGUAGCCCUUUAGGCUGAAGCUCCUAGUGAGGGUUAGGGUCAUGGGCUUUGCUAGUCUCCUCCUAGGGGCUAGCCUUCACCCCAGUUCUGGACUGAGGGGCAGGGAAGCUGGGAGCAACAUCCCAGCUUCUGAGUUUAGGCAGAGGAUGGACUCUAGGCCUCCUCACUGAGGCACUGAAGCCUCCUGGGUAGGGAAGGAAGAUCAGGUGGGAGUAGGAGUUAGCGUAAGCCAUGGCACGUGAGCUCCAGUCAGCUGUGAGGGAACCACUGAUCGAUCUGACCGAGAAUGACCUUGGAAGAGGAGGACCCCAAGUCCCAAUGCCUCUCCCAUUCUAAUCCUUAUGCUGGAGGAGAGAGGCAGUGUACUUGGCCACUUUGUUCUCAAGUUGGAAAAUUCUAGGCCCUUCACAGGACCUACCUGUGCUAGUCACCCCCUCCCCCGGGUGUGGAGGGGCACACACUCCAGUUGUAGUGUCCGUGACCCCUCCUCCCAGGCCCCACAGACAGACCACAGGCUCUGAGUGCACAAGGUAUUCAGCCAGGCCUGAUGGUGCACAGGCACAAACUUACUUAUGCUCACCAUCAAAGUCACUCUCCUCUGUACCUCUUCGCUCUAGCUCCACCCUAGGGGAGACUGGAUGGUGGUGGGCACAGGCCCCUCCUACCUGUCCCUACAACUCUAGGUACCUUUAGUUUAGAGGCCAAGGCUAGGAGAGGCUGUCUGCUCUGCUGGAUUUCCACAGCCAGCACCAGGCAUGUCCUGUGCAGCUCCCGGCGCCUGCAUCCUCGCUAAUCACUCUAAGUUGCCUCUGGUCUUGUUCUCCAGUUUUGUAUGUCCGUAGACCACGUGUAACUGUUAAGCCAAGGACUCUAUUCUAGGAAGCACAGGCCAUACGACACAGUGGGCUGGGCCCUAGCUGGGCAAACACUAAGCUCCAAGCACUAGGAAUACAUUUCUGUCCAGGCCUAGGAGGCAUCCCAGGGCCUCUGGUAGUGCCAGGAAUAGUGUCACUCUGGGGCCGGCUCACCUUAGCUCUGUAGCUAGGCGCUCUGACCCUUGGUUUUGCCCUAAUUGGAAGGUUCUGCUCCUUGAGACCUCAUUAAGUGGGGUAAGAUGGAUGUUGAUGUUUCAAAUAUGAACCCCAGACACUUCUUUCCCUGUAAUCUGCUGUGAAGGCAAAUGACAAGUGAAAAAAUAAAUGUGUAAGACACACUGAAAUAGUUUAACUAAAGCUUUAUUCUAUACAACUUGAAAUACACUCUGACCCUUUUGGCAUUGCAGACUGUCCAAUUUUCCGGAAACUUAUUACUGAUUUUGUCUAGAGGGGAAAAAGUACAACCAUGCUGGGGGUAAAAUCCACCACGGGGCACAGCUAACUGCCUGCGGCUCAGCACUGGGCCAUGACCAGUGAGGCCCACUUAGUGCAGAGACCCUCCUGCAACACUACUGAGGGCAGGGCUCCCCACCCCCUUGCUUUUAGACCAUGUGUCACUAGAAAUACGCACCAGAAGUGCACUGUUGUGUCUAGCAGAUAAAAAGGACCAUGUAAAAAGCCGCCAGCUGCUCAGAGGAAGGGAGAGUAUCUUAACACCCGGGAGUGGUCUUUGCUCACUUGAGGUGUGGAGGCCAUGGCAUGUCUGUGCUCCACAGUCAGCUGUGAGGGGACCCUGUUCUGCAGUUGUGCGUAUCAAUGCCUCAAUUUGUAAGGGACGGAUCUGGACCCAUCAGCUGCCCCAGCAGAACCUGUGAAGAUGUAGAAAAGAAAAAGCCCUCGGCCGGUUCCUGCUCCUGGGGGGGCAGGCCACACUCGGUAGGAGGCGACUGGACUGGAAUAAACUGCCCCUGAAGGCACUUGUGCUUCUG